CCGGACACAACGAACAAAUCUCACGGCGAUGGAGGCAUGUCAUUCUUCUCCUUCGUUCGUACAGUCAACGGCACCGUCCUCACUCGUGACCCUCGCCUCCAGUGCCAGCCAUGGACCGUGACAUUCGAGACUUCCUCACAACCUAUCAAUACCAGCCGCUAAAUCGAGACAAUGGAGACAUAAGACUCCUGCACCUGCUCCCAGCGAAGGACGAUACCUCGCCAAUCCGGUGUAGACUGAAGCAUGCUCCCCUCGAAAAUCAAAAUACGACAGUAUACGAGGCGCUCUCAUACACCUGGGGCAGCAGCGAACGCACCGCGUCGAUUCAUGUCGAAGACCGAGAGUUCCGUGUCACCCACAACCUCGCACAAGCACUGAAGGCUCUUCGCCAGCCCGAGUCCACGCGGACACUAUGGAUAGAUGCCAUCUGCAUCAACCAAGAGGACAACGAGGAGCGGGCUGCGGAGGUUCUUCGAAUGCUGCGCAUCUACCAGAAUGCCACCGGCGUCGUCGUUUGGCUUGGCCCAGGCAGUGACAGCAGCAAGAUUGCUGUGCAGCACAUUCGGUUUCUCGAGGCAGAGUAUCUGGCCCAACAACAACCGUCCUGGCUGCUCGCUUCUCUUCCAGUGCUCAAUCGGGCGGUGGCGCUUGGAUACGCCGUGGUGUCGCCGGCAAUACGACUCUAUUUCACCACAGCCUGGCUGACCCUCGCUUGGUCCGGCUGGCUGAGCUCGCUUCCCUACUUCGCGUUGCGAGCCAUCAUGCACACGGUCACCUUCCUGGCAGCCAGCAAACUUUUGAUCACUGUCUUCUGCUCCUACCAUGCAUUUAUGCGACAUCUCGCCAACGUGAUGACUAGGCCAUCGCCAGAGGCGGCCCAGUCGUUGAGGGACUUCUUUGGGCACCGCUGGUUCCACCGUGCUUGGAUCAUUCAAGAGGUAGCUGCGGCCCAAAAAGUCACGCUGCUGUGUGGCUCCAACCAGUUAACAUGGCGGACACUGUGUCGCGCCGUGAGCGCGAUGCAGGAGCGGAGCGACCGUACACAUGCGGGCAGACUGGCUCUUAUCCCUGCUUGGGACUUUCAGGUACACCGACGCGACCGACAGCCGUGA
This is a messenger RNA of Microdochium trichocladiopsis, 1112 nucleotides long. Its product is annotated as heterokaryon incompatibility protein-domain-containing protein. The record is from RefSeq and is a predicted model, not a curated record. The coding region runs from base 111 to 1112 and encodes 333 amino acids. NCBI's taxonomy places the organism in Eukaryota, Fungi, Ascomycota, Sordariomycetes, Xylariales, Microdochiaceae. The transcript has 2 exons.